AGCGUGGUCGCCCUCCGCAGCCAAUCACCGCGUCUUGUCUCCCAAUUCUAGUUGCUCACUUCUCACCUCUUUUCCCUCUCCUUUCGAGUGAAGACGAAAAGUUCUAGGGCUUCGAGUUUCAAUUCCGUUCGAUGGCUUCUCAUCCCCAUCUCGACGACGAUGAUGAUUUCGGUGGUGACUUUCCGGGGCCCCAAUCGACCAGGCGCUCAGGUAACAAGAGAAGCUUUGGUGAUCUUGAGGAUGAGGAAGACGAUAUUUUUGGCCCUAAAAAGGGGGUUGUAAAAGUAGAAGAAACUGCGCCUGGCGUGGCAACUGGGAUGAUUUUAUCUCUUCGUGAGAGCCUCCAGAAUUGUAAGGAUACCCUUGCAACAUACCAAACGGAGCUUGAAGCUGCGAAGGCUGAGAUUCAAAAUUGGCACUCUACAUUUGAGAAUGAGUCCUUCAUACCUGCAGGAACAUCUCCUGAACCUAAACUGGUAGUCAGUUUUCUUCAGAGUCUGAAAUCCUCAGAGGAGUCGUUGAGAGAGCAGCUAGAAAAAGCAAAAAAGAAGGAAGCCGCAUUUAUUGUAACAUUUGCAAAACGGGAGCAGGAGAUAGCAGAACUGAAGUCUGCUGUACGAGACUUGAGAGCCCAACUUAAGCCACCAUCAAUGCAGGCAAGGAGGUUGUUACUAGAUCCAGCAAUUCAUGAAGAGUUCACACGUUUAAAGAGUUUGGUGGAGGAGAAGGACAAGAAAAUAAAGGACUUGCAGGAUAAUGAUGCUGCUGUUAAUUUUACCCCACAAAGCAAAAUGGGGAAGAUGUUAAUGGCUAAAUGUAGGACCCUGCAGGAGGAAAACGAGGAGAUCGGAAACCAAGCUAACGAAGGAAAGAUUCACGAGUUAGGAAUGAAACUUGCUCUUCAAAAAUCUCAGAAUGCUGAACUCAGAAGUCAAUUUGAAGGAUUGUAUAAGCUUAUGGAGGGACAAACAAAUGAUGUUGAAAAAUCAAAUGAAAUGGUGCUCAUCUUGCAAGAUAAAAUAGAAGAGAAGGAUGCUGAGAUCGGAAGGUUGAAUCACGAGUUGCAGCAGAGGAGCGUAAUAAUGGAGGAGGAGAAAACUGAGGAGGUUUCUGAUAAGAAAGAUGGUGAUGAGGGGAUGCAAUGUGUUGAAGCAGAAAUAGAGAUUUAGUAGAUUUUGCCCAUCAUUAUGGAUUUCCCAACCCCGCAAACCACCACCCCCCCCCCCCGUCCAUUUUUUUCAUGCUCUCCUUGUCUGUAUGUUGUACAUUAAUUGUGGAUUUUUUUUAUUGAUUUUAAACUUUCUUUUAAUUGACCAAUAAAUUAUGAGAAUUCAUCGGCUUGAAACUGCCAA
Rhododendron vialii is the source of this 1352-nucleotide messenger RNA. Its product is annotated as FKBP12-interacting protein of 37 kDa. The record is from RefSeq and is a predicted model, not a curated record. Lineage: Eukaryota; Viridiplantae; Streptophyta; Magnoliopsida; Ericales; Ericaceae. Gene Ontology annotation, biological process: regulation of alternative mRNA splicing, via spliceosome. The transcript has 14 exons. Bases 132 to 1169 code for a protein of 345 amino acids. Gene Ontology annotation, cellular component: nucleus.